AUGCGAGACCUCGAGGACUUGAGCUGGCUCCAGAUCGCGCACGGGACCGGAGGUCUCCCUCGCGAACAUCCCUUCUACCAGGGCGCCGAAGAAGGGCUGAACCACGGUCCUCUGAAUCAGCGCCUUGCGGACCACGCCCACCUGCAGUUCCCAGACGCACCUCAUCAGGCCGAAAGGAUGGCUGAAGGACACCACAACAAUCCAACUUCCUGGGUCCUGGGCCAGGAUUGGGAUCCCCACGGCAACCAUUACAUCCCAUACGUGCACCAGCCGACGGAGCACUACGGCGGUCCCUCUGCCGUCGAGGGUGCCGAUAGCUCGUCAUCCAGCCGCCAAGCAGUAGCCAUCGGACACUCAAGCGACGACCAGGCUCUCCAGCGUUCUCUGAAGCGCACUCGGCCGCGGCGUGAGGGCACCUUCACGUACACGUACGGAAACGGACCCAUGUACGCAGGGGUCAGGCAUAUACUGCUGGAGCGACUCAAGAGGCAGGGCAGGCUAGGCGCAGACGCCCCCGUCGAGGCCGUCGACGCGCUCAUUCCCUCGGCGCAGGCCCACGCCUCGAUGGAGUCGAUCGAGCUCCACCGCCGACUGCGCGGCAUCUUCCCGAUCGUGUCCAAAGAUGCCGCCAAGCCCGAAUUGAUCAAGAACAUCCGGUGGUACGACGACGUCAUUAGCUUCCACGUCAACAGGGAGGCGACCGAGGCGCUGUACGACCAGCGCAACCCGUUCCGCGUGUUCCGUGCCGUGGCGACUCCAGUCGACGGCGGGAAAAAGAUCCUCUACAUCGGCGACUUUCAGGUGCCCUGGGCGUUGGCGUAG
This is a messenger RNA of Pseudozyma flocculosa PF-1, 822 nucleotides long. RefSeq lists its product as uncharacterized. The transcript has a single exon. Lineage: Eukaryota; Fungi; Basidiomycota; Ustilaginomycetes; Ustilaginales; Ustilaginaceae. The record is from RefSeq and is a predicted model, not a curated record. The coding region runs from base 1 to 822 and encodes 273 amino acids.